Messenger RNA from Rhipicephalus microplus (southern cattle tick), 1790 nucleotides. Its product is annotated as beta-1,4-glucuronyltransferase 1. The record is from RefSeq and is a predicted model, not a curated record. NCBI's taxonomy places the organism in Eukaryota, Metazoa, Arthropoda, Arachnida, Ixodida, Ixodidae. Gene Ontology annotation, biological process: protein O-linked glycosylation via mannose. Gene Ontology annotation, cellular component: Golgi apparatus. Gene Ontology annotation, molecular function: glucuronosyltransferase activity.
UGAUGCGAAGAGCAUGUCUUCCUGGAAACCGAUGCCUUGGACGAGGCCCGCUAGCCUUGAUUGUAGUCGGUGCCCUCGCCCUGGGGGAACUGAUCGGCCUGCUGGUGAUCAACCGGAUCAACCCUUCCCCGGUUCCCGGGUCUUCUCCUCCGUCGUCUCCACAGCAACGUCGCGUUAACUCCGCUGUCCCCGUGGACGAGGAGGUGACGCCUGCCGGAGGCGCGCGUGGUGUCCACAUACUGGACCUGCUCGUGCAGCGCACCCCCUUCAAGUUCGACGAAGACGCGAUCGAACUCGACGCCAGCAGAAAGUACAAAAUAGCACGCUCUUUCCUCUCUCCCGAUGCGGAUUUCGGCUCGCCGGACGCUGGCGAAGUGUGCCUCGCCACGCAGAGCUCGCUCGAUCGCCUCCACACGCUCGUCGAACUGGCCCAGCUGUGGAAUGGACCUUUGUCGCUGGCCGUGUUCGUUGCGAGCGCGGCGCAGUUCCAGGCGCUACGCGCCUACCUCGCCCUGCUGCGCUCCUGCUCGGAGCCCGUGCGAGCCAACGUGCGCGUGGACCUCGUCUUCCCGGUCGGCGUCAACGUGACGCGCGCCGUCCCCUGGUCGACCCGCGGCGGCGGUGGCCCUGAAUUCUCGUGCUCCAGCCACGCGUCGUUGCUGCGCACGCUGCACGCUUCGGGAGGUGCCCGCGUGAUCCGCGGCAGCGUCAAGCAGAUGCUCUACCCGCAGAACCACUUGCGCAACGUGGCCCGGGACGGCUGCUCGCCGCAGAAGUACUUCUUCGUCGUCGACAUCGACGUGAUGCCCAAGCCGGGCCUGUGGGACGAGCUGUCCGAUUUCUUGGCCUCGGCCAACAGUGGCCGGCGGCUGCCGUGCGCAAAGUGCGUGUUUGUGGUGCCCACGUACGAGGCGCGCGAAAUGGUGGCCGUGCCGAGGACCAAGCGCGAGCUGCUCGCAAUGGUGCAUCGCAGGGAAGCCCGCCCCUUCCACGAGAAGUCAUUCGUCUUCAACCAGUACGCGACCAACCAUGCCGCCUGGGAGGCCCUGCCGCACUCCGAGGACGGCCUGCAUGCCGCUUACAGGGUGCAGCGCUACGAGUUCUUUUACGAGCCAUUCUACGUGGCUGGCAAGGACGUGCCCCGAUACGACGAGAGGUUCGUCGGAUACGGCUUCACGCGGAACACGCAGGUGUACGAGACGCACGCGGCUGGCUUCGAGUUCUGGGUGCUGGACGAGGCGUUCGCCCUGCACCGGGGCAUGCAGAACCACCGAGCCAGGGGCUACUGGCGCGAACGGCAGAACACGCUCAACCAGCGGAAGCUGGCGGGCUUCAAGCGGGACGUUAAGAGAAAGUACCUCGUCACCAGGACGACGCUCCCUCCGGCCACCAAACCGCCGUUGUUGUGACCAACUCGUUGAGCGUUUCCGGCUGCGUGCGAGAGUUUUGUGAACAACACAGCGUAUAGGCUGCCCUGUUACACGUUAGCGGAGAGUAUUGACGGACAAGCAGUUGUGAGGCGUCAAUUUAUUUGGGAAGAUCGUCCAGUCAAGUGUUUGACAGGUGCGCAGUUGCGACGAAAGUAUAAGAAAUCACGUUCCCGGAUACGCGCGUGUCCGUCUCUGACACGGUGAACAAACGGCAUAUGGCAUGCAGAGGUACAGCUUGAAGGAUAACAUUAUUACUCUAUACGGUUAUCGGUGAACGAGCAACCUCGGAUAUCGACGAUUUCUCGACCACUGAUAACGCACUGCAUGCACUGCAGCUUUACGAAGGGUGCUGGCGCUUGA